AUGGAUACGAAAGAAGAUAAUCCGGGCCAAACCAUUGAGCGCCCCGACGAGUCUGAGGUAAUGCCUGGCAAUCCUCCAGAAACGGCACCGAUGACCCACAGCGAUAGGGAGAAGUCGGUGGCGUUUUCAGAAGAGAGUUCAGGAUUUUCCAAAGUCCACAAAAAGUUUACCAGCGGAAAUGCCGCUCCUCGCCGCCGCAGUGUCACAUCGUCUUCCAAUCAUUCAUCUAUGGCCUUGAGAAGACAGCCUAUAGAUGAACUUUUGGUUCCUCGAGGUAGCGUGAGCCACCCUGGCGAUACCACUGUUGCUUCGUCUCAAGCAGCGGAGAGUGAUUUUGAGGACGAAUACCGCAAUGAUAUAUUGUACAAAACUUGUUUACGGCCUGGGUAUACGCUGAACAAGCAGCUGAUGCUUUCCUUUGGGAUCAUCAAUGUUAUCACAAUCAUUUUUGUUUUGGUUGUUUGCAUUGUUGUAGCAUUCACUGCGGGAGACACAUUGAAAGAGAUUAAUGCAAUUGAGUUUGAAAUGUUGGCACAAGAGAGGCAAGGCACUACAGCCAGGUAUCUUGCCGAGUCUCUAGACCAGAGGCUAAUGCUUUUCGACACUAUUAGAAUUAUUGUUGAAGCAACGCAAGACAGGUUUGAAGGUUAUCCUGAAGCAUCGGACGAUUUUGUUCCCUUUCCCGAUGUUCUUUCCAACUCAAGUAGAUACCCUAUAUCUGUGGAUCCCGCACCCUUCGAUUGGCAACUAGAACCAAACAUCGACGAAAACAACUACGACGAGUUCUUGCAUUCAGAGGCCCGUUGGGAUUUCUAUAAAUUCCGACCUGCAAAUGCAGCACGUGCUGGAUUUCUGAUUCAGGGAACUUGCGAUCCUUCUGUUACGGAUAGCUCUGCACAGGGAUACUAUGAAAAUUGUACGGAUGCAAAUAAUAACUUGACUACCGGAGGAAUUAUAGCCCCGUCUCCUACAACAGAAAUGAUCCAUCGAAAGGCAAGCGAUCUUACUCCCCUCAUGAGAACUCUGUUUGAAGCCAGAAGUGAAAUCCGAGAUCUUGGAUUGUACUUCAAGAAUAGUGGUGCAGGUGCUUCUUUCAACUACCCUCAGUACACUACCGGCAAUGGGGUUUACACUUCUCUUGGAUGCGAAUGGAUGAAUCUACCAAAUCCAUUGGAUCCGACCAAACCACUAGGCACCCAAGAAGAAAUCGAUCGAUGCCACCCGAACGAAGAGUCAGUGUCUGUCCGAGAAUACAACCCUUUGGAGAGAGAGUGGUGUAUUUUCAUGGCUCAAAAUCCUGAUAUCAUACCAGCUUUUGUUGGGCCUGAUUCAUGGAACCCGGGCUCUUAUCUGUUGACGGUUGGCCAAGGUAUCUAUGAUCGAACCACGAAAGAGUUCAUCGCCUGCAGUUAUGCUGGAAUUCAAAUUAGUGCGAUUGACAAAGAGUUGACGAAAUAUAAGGUAACUGAAAACUCGGAAGUAUCAAUUGUAGUAUGGGAAGUUCCCGGGAACAUUGCGUCAUCUACGAAGCUUGACUCAAAGAAUAGGACUGGCGAUGCAGUUGUAUCAGUGUUCGAUGUCGAUCUCGGUUUGGCAAAAGACUCUUGGGAUAGAUUGUACACCUUGGUCGACUAUAGCAAGGAAUGGGAUCCCAAGGAGGUGGAAGAAGCUUACGCCAACUUUGCCGUUGAUGAUGACACCUAUCUUGUUGCCACACACCCGAUGCCACCGAUUCCAAGCGAGUAUGAUCCCAACUAUGUACCGAUCUUCCUCAUUGUCACAUCUACAAAAAAGAGCGAUCUACAAGAGGUCGUCAAUGACGUGAACGAUAUCAUUGAUGAGAAUGUGAAUCAGGUCAACCUAUAUGCGAUCAUCAUCAGCUGUAUCGGGCUCGCUGUUUCCUUCAGCAUCAUUGUUGUCAUGGCACAUGUCAUUACCGCUCCGCUAAGGUCGAUGAACUCCACUGCGAACGAUAUUGUAAACCAAUUCGGAGAUGCUUCUGCUGAAAAUCUGAUUUCGAAAUCAGAUGAUUUGUUGAGGGUAAACAGCAUUGCACCGAAGACAGAGUUGAGUGACGUUGUAGCCGAGUUCAACAAAAUGGUUGUUUCAUUCAGCGGAAAAGGCAUGGCAAAGGCUGACAAAGGAAAGCAGGAGGAGGUAGAAAAUAUCUUCAACAUGAGGAAGUCAUUUAUUGGGAUCUACGAAAGUCGGAAAGACAAAUCAUUCAAGUGGGAUAUCACAGCAAAGAAAGAGAGAUCCAUCGAUCCCUUGGAUGAAUUGAGUUAUCGAAAUGAAGGAUCAAACUUGAUAGAUGGAACUGACGACAAGAAUGAUGUACCUCUUGAUAUUCAAGGAGCACAAAAGAAGAAAACUUCUCCACUGUUUCUCUGGAUAUCUGUGUUGAUUGUAGUCCCUCUGCUGCUCGUUACAAUUCUUGUGGCGUCUUUGGUGCUCUCUUCGUACACAGCGAGCGUGCGGGAUUUCCUCAAUAGGGCAGAGGGACACUUUCUGGAAGUUGAGAAGUCUGCUCUUACUGUGCAUGCCAUUCUACGUGCAGAUUACGUUGCUGGCUUGACUUCGAAGUCCAUAUCGGAUCUACACAUGUACACACGAUUUUCAGCCUGGCAAUUGUUUGGUGGAUUGAAUGCAACCGAUUCCUACACUGAGCUUUUUACCGGUACUGAGCAGUGUAAGGAGUAUUCUCCGAAUUUUGACGAAUGUCCUUACGUUGAUACUGUGAAUAUUUGUGAUUGUGAUUGGAAUGAUAAUAGUGUGUUGCGGCAAUGCAAGAAUUAUGAUAGUGCAAUCGAAUCCAGAUCCCUGCAGAAACAAUACUUUACUGGGCAAACCAAUGGAGCCAAUCCAGUAACCGGAGAUCGAAAUGCCUCGCGAUAUCCAUUCGAGUCAUUCUCACCAGAGACAACUAGUUUUUAUACGGACCAGACAACAGUACCAGGUUUUGAAAGCUAUUCGUCGCUCACAGGAAUCGAGACAAGCUAUGGUCGGUUGCGAAGGCUUGCCAAUGGACCAAUAGUUCCAGUUAUCUAUAAUUACAAUUCCAAAGAUCGCGCCAUGAUAGGAGCGUUUGUGGCAACGGAGGCCGAUGGAAUGUAUGUUGGAAUGAACACCUGCAGAUCUGACUACAUUCGAAAUAGCCGCUGGCAGUCUUCUGAAGCAAAUGGAGCUGCUGAACUACGACCAGAACUUUGCCCACUUGGGAAACAUGGCUAUGAUCCAAGGUGUCGUGAGUGGUAUGACACAGGGAAGAAACAGUAUGAAAGCGACGGAACAUCACUUUACGUCACAUCUCCAUACAGCUUUGCUUCUAAUGAUCUUAUCGCGCAGACAGCGACAACGGCGUUGUUCCAUCCACAAUCUGGGGAGCAUGUUGGCCAAGUGCUGCUUGACUUCAGAACGACAUCAAUUUACAACGCCCUGGACGUUGAAACUGAUCUCAAAGAAGGAGGUUUUCCGGUCGUUGUAACCACCGCUGGCAAUGUUGGAGAUACAGUCAUUGCCCCUGGUUUCGAAUACGCCACUGAAUCAGCGGUUCCCGUCGCCUCGAAGGUCCUGGCAUAUGAUUACGGUUGUGACGAUGGAGACUGCACAAAUAAUUUGAAUCGUUUCGCUGAGAUCAUCGCGUCGAUGAAGGCAGGGGACAGCUCUAACGAAGCGGAGAAUCCGAAUGUCAACAUCCAGUUCGAUAGAAGGAAGGAAGACAGAAGUUCCGAGACAUACUUUAUGGCUUAUGCGCCGGUAAAUGUGAAGAGUUUCGAUAUAGUUGACAGUUCCGACUUUUCAAGAGGAGUGAAGACAUCUGACUUCCUCAUUUAUUCUGUCGGUCUUGCGAAUUCGAAAGAAACGAUGCUGGCGCCGUUUCGAGGAAUGGAAAAGAAGGUGAACGAAUCAAUCACACUUGCUGUAAUCAUGCUGUCUGUGAUAGUUGCGUUUGCAACAUUGGCAGUCGUUUACAUAUCUCGCCGGCUUGCCUCAUCAGUGACAAAGCCAAUGCUAUACUUGCUUGAAUUGAUCCGGUCAAUCAAUCGAAAUGGCCUUGGCCAAGAUGUUUCAAGCUCGAAGAGAAUCCAAGCUUCAUACGAGAUCGUUGGAUUCUGUGACACUAUGGAGAUCCUCUACAAGCUUGUUAGAUCAGCAAAUUCUGCUUUUCAUGCUGGUGAGCUUGAAGUAGCAUACAAGGUUCUCGUUGACGCUCUUCGCUUAUUCAAGCGACUUGGUAACAAGAAGGCCAUUGCUGUCGCAAGCAAUAACCUCGCAAAUACGCUACUAGGAAUGUAUAGAGAGUUGAAGGCCAGCCACAAAGAUAAGCUCUGUGGUCUCAGGAAGAAAGAUAUGGUCCGCCUUGGCAUCGGCCAUUUCCACACAUCGAUCCAAAUGGGCGAGCGAGGAUACGAUGAGUUCCAUCUUGCGCAAGGGUGGUCCCCUGCAUGCUUAGACUUCACCCAACACCUUGCGAAUCGCUACUUCAAUCGAGGAUUGUUUCUCCUAAUGACAAAGGACGAUCACGACAAACCAGAAGAGCUGAAAUCUCUGGGGAAUCGUGAUCUUCAGAUCACUAGAGAUAUGGACCAAGAAGUAGUCGCAUAUGGCGAGGAUAUCGGAUGGGGAGCUGCAGAUAGGCUGGGACAAUCGUUCAAUGUCAACCUUGUUCGACUAAGAGGAUACAACCAACUCAUCGAUAUGGGAUACGAAGACGAGUGGAAUAUUGAAGACUUGAUAGAGGAUUCAUUUGCCAUGGUAAAAACGGAGGCACAGAAAGAGUCAUCAAGACUCUUCGAUACUGUGAGUCUCCCAGGGAGAAUGCAGCAAAUCGAAACAGAAUUGAUGAAAUACUUGAUACGGACUGGGAAGACAGAAGAAGCUGCGAAGGUUGCUAUUCGUAUGCUAGUCGAAGACGAGCUCGUAUUUGUUGAUGCACUAUCAACGUCGAUAGAAGUGCUGCUGAAGUAUCUGGAGACUGGCCCUUUCGAAGAGGAAGAAAGGGAAAAGAUGCGGGAAACUCUUGAGGACUACCACGAGUACCUGAAAAUAGAGGCUGUGAAACAGAAACAGUCAGAAAUAUACAAGCUUGAAUCAGCCAUUUCUGUGAAGCGAUCAUCUGAGUUUGUCAAAAGCACUUCAUCAACAAGACAACUUGAUUCCGAGAGACUGUCUGUUUGGACUUUGAAGGAAUGCUCUGGUAAAUUUGUGACGAUGGAAGACUUCUAG
Molecule: messenger RNA, 5226 nt
Organism: Cylindrotheca closterium
Lineage: Eukaryota; Bacillariophyta; Bacillariophyceae; Bacillariales; Bacillariaceae
Source: the annotation of a GenBank genome assembly